AUGAGCCCUCAGUCGCCAUACUCACGGCUGAGUAGCCUGAUUGCCUCUCUUUCUCCCUACUUGGAGCUUGCCCCGGAAUCUUUAACUAAGGAAAUUGAGAAUCAUCUUUUAAUCGCUCUUUCUCAGAUUUUUGUACAAGUGAAGCAGUGGACACAUGAAUUUGAUUCCGAUUCCGAUUCCCAUUCCCAUUCUGAAGAGGAUUCGAUGGCAAUGCCUGCUGAUAACAGUGCAUGUUCAGAUGUUUCAACUUCGUAUUCGGACAAUGGCAGUUGUUUGGCCAUGGUUGACUUACUAUAUAUGCACGAGGAUGAUAUCCUAUUUGAAGUGCUCUUGCAACUGUUUUGCAUGCCAUUUCAUCCUGAUCCUCUAAUUAGAGGAGGGUGUCGUUUGGAAGUGAAGAAUCACAAGUUCUUUCUUGCUUCAGACUUAUUUAAUCCUAUACAUAUAUUUCACAUAUUCCUUGCAGAGAUACUCUAUGAUCACCAAGUACUUCUUGAUUAUCUUAUCUCAAAAGACAGAGGUGCCAGCUGUGCUGAAUACCUUUUGAGGUCCUUGCGAGUAGCGUGUGAUUCCUGGAAUUUGUUCGUCAAAUAUCCGGAAACAGAAGAAGCUAAACAUCUCUUAUAUUCUAAGAGAAGAAAAGUUUUAGCAGGAUGUUUGGAUUCUGAGGAAGUUUUAUCCUCUUCACGUGUGAGAAAUGAUGGGGCUCCUUCAUCACUUGAAAUGGAAUGUAAGAAAGUCCAGCUAUCUGACAGUAAGCAUGGCAGAAAUCAUAGACUGCCAUUUGUGAGUGCUAGGGAUUGUUUGGUUUCACUAAAAACAUCCAUCGAAAGUCUUUGCCAGAAGAAUCUGUUUCCAUAUAAUCCACAAGCCCUUCUGCUGCGUUUAAUCAGAUUUCAAGAGCUUUGUUUUAAGCAAUAA
Fraxinus pennsylvanica is the source of this 921-nucleotide messenger RNA. NCBI's taxonomy places the organism in Eukaryota, Viridiplantae, Streptophyta, Magnoliopsida, Lamiales, Oleaceae. The record is from the annotation of a GenBank genome assembly.